Molecule: messenger RNA, 1746 nt
Organism: Amphiprion ocellaris (clown anemonefish)
Lineage: Eukaryota; Metazoa; Chordata; Actinopteri; Pomacentridae
Exons: 9
Coding region: 369-1517 (382 amino acids)
Source: RefSeq, a predicted model, not a curated record
UUUCAUUUCUGUCUGGUCCGGACCACCAACGGACAAACCCGAUCAGGUCAGUGCCAGGAAGGCGUGCUUGUUACUUUGUAGUGAGUAGAAAACAUAUUUCCUGCUCGUAUUUUUAAACAUUACGCACGAUUUGCGCUCGACAUCCAGAUUUCUGCCCGAGUUUGAAGUGGCGUCGGUUUUGUUAGAUGCUUAGGUCAGUAAUUACAUUUCAGGCACCUUUAGAAGAACAGAACCUGUUUUUACAGACUUUCUGAGGGUUUUCUAACAUCACAAGUUAACUGACUUGUGUGACCUGAAAUUGACCUUUUACUAUACGACGUUGUGACGGAAGUAACAGGACAACCACAGUGCUGAGCCCUCUGCCAGACAUGCUGCUGGUGCUUUUGACAGUUUCCACUCUCUUCUUAGGCUCAUCUGCUGACGAACAUGAAGUCUGCUAUGGCAAGAGUUUUUCGUUACCGUCGAACGUUAUCCCUCCUUUAUACAAAGGACCGUUGAUCUUGAAGCCCAGUCGAGGGGGACCCAUGAGAACAGUGAUGGAUAACGGGAUGGCAACAGAACCGCGCAUCAAAAUUUCCCCUGCCUCAGCAACUUUGACAGAUGUGACAGAACAUGAUGAGGGUAUUUAUAUGAUCUCACCCCCUGGGCAGCAUCAGUACUCGCCUUUCACGCUGAAGGUUUUGGACUGUGCCGAGGAGGUUGAAACAUAUUACGGGGAAAUAUGGAGGCUCUCUUUGCCCGAAAAGGCUGAAAUCCUGGAGAGCACUCCCCUUAACCGUGUGAAUCCAGUGGUCCUGUGGAAUCGCACAAAUCCUCAGGUCAAAAGUGUACGCAGAGGAUGGGUGAAUCAAAACUUCUGGCAAGUUGAAAACAUCACACAGUCAGAAAAUGGCUUCUACAACAUCAGGCAGAAAGACAACACUUUGCUGUCCAGGACACAUCUCAAUGUAAAAGAACACGUCAGACACUAUACUAAACGUGUGGACGAAUACCUGAUCAUCGAAUAUCCGUGGGACAACGGCGCAUGGCUUGUGAAUUUCCAGCCUAAAGGGACAACGGACAAUAUAACGUUGAUCAAGGAUGGCCUUAAGCAAUUAGAAGACUGGUUCGACUGGAGAUUGGAGAUACAGAGUGCAGGCAUAAAACUUGAUGCUUUGGAAAUCACAGACUCUGGUACUUUUGAGUUCAGAGACAAGAAAGGCAAUCUGGUCUUGGUUGCACACUUGGAGAUGAAAGCCAAGCACGAUGAUGAUCCUCCUCCUCCUCCCUUAUUGUUAGUUUACAUCAGCGUAGCCUUCUUGCUAGGAGGUCUCUUGUGUUGCUGGUUCACUCGUAACAUGAAGUGCUGGAAGAAGUGCCGUAGAAGAGACAAGUCUGCUCCUCAGGCUGCAGCACCACCUGCUGCACAUUAUCAUAGUGAGAGUCAAUCUGUGGUCCCAAGUUACUCAGCUGUACCAUCUUCUGUAGCUCAGCCUGAGAAUGACCUGCAAAACCCCACAGCUGACCCUCAUGUGUGAUCGGUGCAACACCACCCAGUGAGUGUCCUUGUAACUCCCUCUCCACCUCAGGUUGCUCCUUCAGGAGAAUCUGCUCCAGCUCCCUCGGCUGCCUCGAACGUUUUCUCCUUAGAUUCUGAUCCACAGCUUGAGUUGAAAGGACUGGCUUUUCACUCUUCUCAACCCCUCAGCUCAGACUCAGCUCACUGUGAUGUUUACACCUCAGAGAAAUAAAAUUUUCUGUAAAGAG